Hemibagrus wyckioides is the source of this 1412-nucleotide messenger RNA. It is a transcript of the gene clec3a, whose product is annotated as C-type lectin domain family 3, member A. NCBI's taxonomy places the organism in Eukaryota, Metazoa, Chordata, Actinopteri, Siluriformes, Bagridae. The record is from RefSeq and is a predicted model, not a curated record. Bases 36 to 614 code for a protein of 192 amino acids. The transcript has 3 exons.
CCUCUGUGUGAGCUGGCUGCUUUCUCACAGUAGCCAUGGCUUUUCCUUACUUCUUUCUUCUCUUCUUGCUGUCUUGCACCCUGCUUCAUCAUGGAUGUGCUCGUCCUUCCCGCUCCAGGAAAGCUGCUGCAGGUAAAGAUGAUGAUAUGAAGGCACAAAUCGAUAAACUAUGGCAAGAGGUGAACUCCUUGAAGGAGAUGCAAGCGCUACAAACAGUUUGUCUUCGUGGCAUCAAAGCUCACAAGAAGUGUUACCUGGUUGUUGAAGAGCCCAAGCAUUAUCAUCAGGCCAACGAGGACUGCAUUGCUCAGGGUGGAACCUUGGCCACGCCCCGAAACUUGAGGGAAAACAGCGACCUACGAGACUACGCCAAACUCAGCUCACCAGGCACCAAAGACUUCUGGAUAGGAGUGACCGAUAUUGUUAAAGAAGGCCAGUAUGUCGAUGUCAACAGCAUGCCCAUCACCUACUUCAACUGGGAUCGUGCCAAGAAAGAGCCGACAGGGGGAAAACGCGAGAGCUGCGCAGUGCUCUCGCUUUCUGCACAGGGCAAGUGGCAUGAUGAGGUGUGUCGCACUGAGAAGAGAUACAUAUGUGAAUACCUCAUUCCUUAAUAUACAGUUAAUAUGCAACGCUCUAUGCAUGGUGACAGUUUCAUCACUGAUGCUGGUUAGUAAUGCUGUCAAAGGAUGCAAUGUCAUGUUCCACACAUUUGUUGUUGCAUUAAAUGUCUGGUCGAAGAGUGACUGCAGUCUGUGCAAAAUCACAUCUUCAUUACCUAACGAAUUAUUAUCUAUAUUAUUAUUUAGAGCAGCAGUUGUUGUUGUUGUUCCCCAUUAAGAGAUAAAAACAUACUCUUUUGAAUGCAUAAUUAUGGUCAUAUUUGGUUUCUCAAUCCUACCAUUUUUCCCUAUAUCUGGAUCACAAGACUACUGUGUCCCCAUAAAGCAUUUUUGGGUCUAGUGUCCCCACAAUGUAAUAAAAACAAGAAUGUGUGUGUGUGUGCGUCUGUAUGUGUAUGUGUUUGUUUUUUCACUUUCUUACCUUAAUUUUGCUUUGGUCUCAAUGCCUAUUUUACCUUAAUAUUACAGUGAUUAGUCUAAUAAAAAAAUAAUUUUUGGUAUCAUGUCACACAGCUACAGAGACCUACAUUCAACCCUAAGUAUAAAUGAAUUGCUAUAAUACAAUAAAAUAUUUAUUGUGAAGCAAACUGCAUAUAUUUAAAAGUUUAAACAAAACAUACACUGUAUUUUUUUAUUGUAUAUGCCUACAAUAAAACAUGUUUACGGAAUAUUUUGCAGAAAAAGGAAUAUGUAAGGAAUGAAACACAAUGUGGUAGGCUAUUAUACAUAUGAGAUGGGUUAUUGUCCUAGAACACCACAUCCUGUUGUAUAUUAUCCCAUAGCAAUCUU